Molecule: messenger RNA, 902 nt
Organism: Triticum dicoccoides
Lineage: Eukaryota; Viridiplantae; Streptophyta; Magnoliopsida; Poales; Poaceae
Product: ribonuclease H2 subunit C-like
Exons: 4
Coding region: 52-534 (160 amino acids)
Biological process (GO): RNA catabolic process
Cellular component (GO): ribonuclease H2 complex
Source: RefSeq, a predicted model, not a curated record
CAGUCCACCAGCGGGACGUGGCGACUGCUCUGAAACCCCCAAACCAAAGCCAUGGAGCAAGCCACCCCUCCCGCCGCCGCUGGCGUCGACCUAUCCCCGGCGGCGACCGACCUCGGCCGGGUGCACCUCCUGCCCUGCGGCAUCAGGCACAACAGCGCCGCCGCCGUCUCCGACUACUUCAAGCCGAGGGACACUGGCGUGGAGGUGGAUGGGGUGAAGGUGGAGGAGGCCUUCUUCCGCGGGAGGAACCUGCAGGGCGCCACCGUCGCGCUCCCCGAUGGCUACCGAGGUUAUGUACUGGAGAAGAAGAAGAACGAAGAAAAGGAUGCUCAGGGCAUGGAUGAGGAGGCUAGCAAUUUUGUAUCCCGUGCAGAAUUCCAGAACAUAACUUACUGGAACCAUGACACCAUGCCAUCAGCAGAGGAUCCUCUCCCACGGUGCUUUCAUUGGUUAGCCAUUGCGAAUGCAAUGCACAAGCCAGUGACUGCUGAAGACAUGGCUAACAUGUCAGCCAGGCAGAAUCAGAACAGUUGACCAAGAUCUAUUACAUAGUGAAUCUGUUAUUUAGUUCCAGCAAGAGCCAAUCUAACAAGCAAUCUACCACCCUGAUGAACUUGGAAUGUUGCAAUUGUAACGGUCGUUAGCUGCGAGCCUGUGAGGGCCAGGCACUCUUGUGUUAAGAUUAUCAGUCUGUGUUGCCAACCUGUUGUUCUCUUCUUGAGGGGGCUCUUUCCUGUUCUACUGAGCAGUUCAUUUGUCAGCCUAUCAGAGUGUAGUAUCAAAAAACGUCUUACAUUAUGGGAUGGAGGGAGUACAUGUGAUCUUGUGAAUUUAAGUUCUCAUGACUUGAUAUGAUGUGGACAUAUUAAAUUGUCAUAAUAUGACACAGGAAAUUCUCAUAA